UGUAACUACAAAACAAGUUGUGAUCAACCAAAGCGGAAACUCCCCCAAAUUACAGAAAGCUAGAAAGGCUCUGAUAAAAUUAAAAUUAGGGUUCGAGGAUGAAUACCAAAUUGGAAUCUUCUUCCGAUAAAAGGAAGCGUAAAUUAGAGAAUGGGGAUAAUGGCGGCAGUUACUACGAAGAUCUGAAGAGGAGUGAAAAUUUUGAGGUCGGAGACUAUCCUAUACCUUGGGUACACUAUCCGCAAUUUCCUGGUGAUCGCUUACAGUUUUGUACUGGUGGUUCUAUGGUUCUUAAAGUUUAUGAUAUAUCACGCUCCUCUAAGGAUUAUAGACCCGUUGAACUUGUGCAACUGCUUUGUUACUCUAGGUUGGCUAUGGCCUUUUACAACAUAAGGAUGGGUACAAACUUUUCUGUUGUCAAAGUCCUCAUGGCAACAGCACAAAACUCACCGGUUUACACUAAAUAUGUUACUUUUGAAGCUGAAACGAAUUCGGGGGGUUCCGUUAUCUUCCAAACUAAAAUAUUUGUUUAUUACCGCCCAUGUUUCAAGAUUGAGAUUUCGUUUGUUAGGAUCAAACCUGAUUGCAACAACUCCCAGCCUUCUGAUUUGGAUCACAUUGCUGUUGUUGAUGAAGGCGCCCUCCUCUCUCGAGUCAUCAGUACAUAUACCACCGACUCAGCAUUGGAUUCUCAAUCUAGUUUAGCCCUUUAUCUCUCCCAGUUUGCUCUUGUUAGCCAUGACGUCUUCGUGUUGAAACAAUUUCGUGUUGCAAAGCAUGACAUUGAGUCGCUCAAAGUUCUCCAGCUAGUAAAACUUGAUUCCAGGGUUCCAAGUUACCUUAUCACUUUUGAAGCUUCCCUGCUUGCUGAGACUGAUAGGAAAAGUGUUGAAACCUUCGAGACAAAAAUAUGCAUGCCUACCCUCUUCCCGGCUACAACUAUAGAGUUGAGUUCAGAAGCACAAGUGAUUACAGCUCUCAGAUUGACAGCUGGGAUAUCGCACUGUUAAGGACGCGGACGAUAGUAGUAAUGGUUUAGCAUCUUAUGAAAUUAUCAAUGCCGGUGAUACUUAACAGAGUUAUUCCCAAAAUGAUGCUGAAAUGAUUAAUCAGGCCUCAUUAAAGAACUAUCUGCACCUGCGUACAAUGCUACGAAAGAGACUCAGAAGAGAAGCCAGUUUCUGGAGACAGAGUAUAGGAGUAAGGUCCUUGAUGAUGAAUUUGAGAUUAAGGCGUUUCUGCAUCAAAGAUUGGCCGAGUUGACCAAUGGAGAUACUAUAUCUUUGCAACAUCAAGUUGAAGCAGUUGCUCCAUUUGUUUUGCAGCAAUACACUUCUGAUGCAAUUCAUACAAUGCUAUCUGAUAUAUCCUUGGCAAUUUCGUUACUGACGAAUAGGAAAACACGAGACCUAAUCAUGAUACUCAACUCCAAGAGAUUUCUUGAUCGACUUGUGAGUACCCUGGAAGAGAAGAAGAACCAUCAAGUGAAGAUGAAAGAGGCGUUGAAGGACUUGGAAGUGAGACGCAUAGAGCUGAUGUGGACUCUUUAGUUCAGCAAUUUGAUGUUUGAUUCAUCACACAUCCAGGGUCGAGAAGAAGACUUCCGUGCCUUUCUUUCUAUUUCCAAUUUGUGUUGUCUAGCCUCUAGCCAUCUUCCGCUUGUCCA
Molecule: messenger RNA, 1666 nt
Organism: Daucus carota subsp. sativus
Lineage: Eukaryota; Viridiplantae; Streptophyta; Magnoliopsida; Apiales; Apiaceae
Exons: 8
Coding region: 99-1010 (303 amino acids)
Source: RefSeq, a predicted model, not a curated record